AUGCAACUGUCCCUGGACUCAUGGCCUCACCUUCUCGCCCUGCUCCUACCCCUCAUCAUCUCCCUGCUGUACCUGAAGAAGAAGCAGCCUACUCGCGCAGGUGACUUCAAGGCCUACCCACUCCUCGGCAGGUUCCCUCACUUUGUCAGGAACCAGCACCGCCUGGUCGAAUGGUCGGUCGACGUCGCGAAGCGAAGCCCAACGCAUACCACGCCCUUCAAAGCCCCCGGCCUGCCCGGCGUCGUCAUCACCGCAAACCCGGACAACGUCGAGCACAUAGCCAAGACGAGCUUCGCCAACUACCCCAAGGGCGACCACAUGGCGGCCAAGAUCAGGGACUUCCUCGGCCACGGCAUCUUCAACUCCAACGGCGAGCAGUGGCUGUGGCAGCGCAAGGCCGCCAGCUACGAGUUCAGCAAGCGCUCGCUAAGGAAGUUCAUCGUCGAAACCGUCCGGUCCGAGGUCGACGAGAGGCUCCUGCCGCUGCUCGAGGAGGCCGCCGCCGGGCGGCGCGCCCUGGACAUGCAGCACGUGCUCGAGAGCUUCGCGUUCGACAACAUCUGCCACGUGACCUUCGGCGACGACCCGGGGUGCCUCGCCAAGGAGGGCAGGGCGGCGCCCCAGGCCGUCGAGUUCGCGCGCGCCUACGACUACGUCGAGAACGCCGUCCUGCUCCGGUUCAGGCCGCCGGAGAUCUUACUGUGGCGCAUCAAGAGGAUGCUCAACGUGCAAGUGACGAAGCGGCAGGGACCAGAAGACAGUCUAGGCUAG
Setaria italica (foxtail millet) is the source of this 771-nucleotide messenger RNA. Its product is annotated as cytochrome P450 94B1. The transcript has a single exon. The record is from RefSeq and is a predicted model, not a curated record. The coding region runs from base 1 to 771 and encodes 256 amino acids. Gene Ontology annotation, molecular function: heme binding; oxidoreductase activity, acting on paired donors, with incorporation or reduction of molecular oxygen; monooxygenase activity. NCBI's taxonomy places the organism in Eukaryota, Viridiplantae, Streptophyta, Magnoliopsida, Poales, Poaceae.